AAAAGGCAACCAUAAACUCUUUCUCGAGUUCCUCGUUCGAUAUUUGCUUCGAUAUCACUGGCUUUUCGUCGGACACGCUGAUCUCCUCGGCCGCUGAUCGCCGCCGUUCUUCUCCUCAGCUUCAUCCGGGUGGGUUUUCACCCCGUUCCUGCUUCCUCCUCUGGCGCCCCUUGGUAGAUCAGGGGAUGAGGUGAUUGAUAGAAGGGUGGCGCGGUUGGACCCGGGGAGCGUGCUCGAUGGGUAGGUUAGGGUUCCGGGUGGCGUUGGGGUGUGCGGCCGUGUCGUGCGCCAUCGCUGCGGCGCUAGUUGGUCGGAGGCUGAGGAGCAGGAGGCAGUGGAGCCGAGCGGUGGAGCUGGUGAGGGAGUUCGAGGAGGCGUGCGCCACCCCUGUCGGGAGGCUGCGUCAGGUGGUCGAUGCCAUGGCGGUGGAGAUGCACGCAGGGCUCGCGUCGGAUGGGGGUAGCAAGCUCAAGAUGUUGCUGACCUUCAUCGAUAAACUUCCCGAUGGGAGUGAAGAAGGUACAUACUAUGCUCUUGAUCUAGGAGUUACUAAUUUUAGAACCCUACGGGUUCAUCUUGGUGGUAAACCAUCCAUGAUAUUGAAUAACAAAGUUGAGUGUCAACCAAUUCCCAAGGAAUUAAUGACUGGCACAAUUGAGGAACUGUUCAAUUUUGUUGCUUUGACAUUAAAGAAAUUUGUCCAAAGAGAAGAAAAUGGUGUUGAUCAAAUUUCAGAUAAUACAAAAGAUCUUGGGUUUACAUUUUCUUUCCCUGUGAAACAAUUGUCUGUUUCUUCUGGUCUUCUUAUUAAGUGGACUAAAGGGUUCUCCGUCAAAGAUGAUGUUGGAAGGGAUGUUGCACAAUGUUUAAAUGAAGCCAUGUUAAAAGUUGGGCUGAACAUGCACGUUGCAGCAUUGGUGAAUGAUACUGUUGGCACACUAGCUCUCUGCCAUUAUGGUGAUGAGGACACUGUCGCUGCAGUGAUAAUCGGAACAGGAACCAAUGCUUGCUAUCUUGAAAGGACUGAUGCAAUCAUUAAGUGUCAAGGCCUUCUAACAAACUCUGGUGUCAUGGUUGUCAACAUGGAGUGGGGAAAUUUUUGGUCAUCACAUCUACCAAAAACUUCCUAUGACAUCUCUCUUGAUAAUGAGAGCUCUAAUCCCAAUGACCAGGGUUUUGAGAAAAUGAUCUCGGGGAUGUACUUGGGCGAAAUUGUUAGAAGAGUGCUUCACAGGAUUGCAGAGGAGUCCGAAAUUUUUUCAGAUGCUGCACAAAGUUUAUCAGCGCCCUUUGUCUUAAGGACGCCUCUAGUGGCCGCGAUGCAUGAGGAUGAUUCACCCGACUUGAGAGAAGUCGGAAGGAUUCUGGAAGAACAUCUGAAGAUGUAUGGAGUUUCCAAGAAUGCAAAACGGCUUAUCGUUCAUGUGUGCGAUAUCGUCACAAGACGAGCUGCCCGCUUAGCUGCAGCAGGCAUAGUAGGCAUAUUGAAGAAGCUAGGACGUGAUGGCAGCGGUGGGGUUGCAAGCGGAAGAACCAAGGGCAAGCCAAGGAGAACAGUGGUGGCGGUCGAAGGCGGCCUCUACACCAAGUACUCCAUCUUCAGGGAGUACUUGAAUGAAGCCGUGGGGGAGAUUCUAGGGGAGGAGGUAGCCAGGUAUGUGCUGCUGAGGUGUGUGGAUGGAUCAGGAAUUGGAGCUGCACUCCUUGCUGCAACAUAUUUAUCAGCAAAUAGAUAAAAAAAAAAAGGAAAAAAAAAAAAGAGAAAAAAAAGAUUUUCUAUAGAAAUGUAUCUUCUGUGUAAAUUGUAAAGAAAAUAGUUGAUAAUGUAUAUAAAAUUAUGUUGUGCAGUUUGUUA
Zingiber officinale is the source of this 1855-nucleotide messenger RNA. Its product is annotated as hexokinase-3-like. The transcript has 9 exons. The record is from RefSeq and is a predicted model, not a curated record. Gene Ontology annotation, molecular function: ATP binding; fructokinase activity; glucokinase activity. Bases 237 to 1736 code for a protein of 499 amino acids. NCBI's taxonomy places the organism in Eukaryota, Viridiplantae, Streptophyta, Magnoliopsida, Zingiberales, Zingiberaceae. Gene Ontology annotation, biological process: glucose 6-phosphate metabolic process; intracellular glucose homeostasis; glycolytic process. Gene Ontology annotation, cellular component: mitochondrion; cytosol.